CUCAUCAACAUGCAGCAUCCCCAGCUGCCUAGAAUCCACCCACUUCAGAUCUCUCUUGUCCGCAUCUUCAUUAAUAUAUUCUCUUCUUACAUUUUCACAAUAGACCAUCCUCACAAUAGACAUGAUGCUGGCACGACCUUCUCGAUCAAAAACAUUCCCGCUUGCUGCACCAUCUCAGACACUACCAAAUGUGUCAGAACAGCCACUCUCGGUCGAUUUCAUCGACAAUCAUCGCUUCGACUUUCCAACUCGGGGUGCGGGGGACAUGCGUAGUUUCGAUGCCGCCAGACAAGAAUACCUCCCAAAUCUUGCAAUCCAGACGCUAACUGCGAAACCCCCUUCCUUGGAGAAUGAAGAUUUUCCAGAACUCCAACAGUCGAACGAGGUGCUCUGUGCUGCAAUCCAAGACCUUGAGAAAGCGAAGACAGGGAAGAACAAUGCUCUCGCCAAAUUCGAUCCUUUCGGUAACCACUCCUGGAGCGAUGUUUUGACUGUUGCGCAAGAAGCUCAAAACAAAUACACCGAGCGCGAUGCAUCCAAGAUCACACAUGCAUUCAGGAAAUUACAAGAGCACUCAACGUCCAUGAAGCCAUUUCUCGACUUGCUUCCAGACGGAAUGUAUAAGCCGCUCUGCGGAGGGCUGAAGCUCAUGCUCACCGCAAUGAUUAAGAACGCAGAAAUGCGUGAGAAGAUGGCAGAUCUUUUCAGUGUCUUGCCUCUAAAGUUGAAGAAUACAGAAGACUAUGCGAAACUAUACCCGGGUGAGAAUUCACUCCGAGAAUGCACUCGGAAAUUGUACGUCAAGAUUUUAGAAGCAAUUACUGUCAUGGUGCGUUGGUAUAACGCGACAGUUAUGAAGCGUGGUCUUGGAUCUGUUUUCCGGAACGACAGAUAUGUUCGCGAGCUUGACGAUCGAAUUCGAGACAUAUCUACUGCACAGAGGUCCUUCGAUGACGAGAUCAAGAAAUAUCACCACCUCCAGACAGCUGCAGUCGGCACUGUUGUUUGUCAAACGAGCGACGACGUGACUCUCAUCGGGCGUAAACUUUGGAACAUGAACGACGAUCUAUUAGACAUGAAGACCGAUGUGACACGAGUUACGAACAAUGUCAUGCAUGUCCUUCAAGAUUUUAACAAGCAAGCUACUUGGAUCAAAGAGAGAGACAGUAUAAGAUUAGAACUAGAGGAGAAAAACGCACACCAAAGACAUUUACAGGAAGAAAUCGAACGGUUACAAGCCCAGUUGGACGAAAAGUGCAUCCGCCCAAGUCAACUUGCUCGGCGCCUACAACUGAAUCUUCCUAAAGAUGCUUAUUUGAAAGAUUUUGCGGACACUUCGGCCGCAACAAGGAAGUCGCAGCUAUUCGCAAAGCAAAUCGCAGAACACCAAGAUUUCCGGCAGUGGUACAUAUCCGAAUCCUCGUCUAUCAUCUUUGUCAACGCGAACUCCGAUGGCGAGUUAGACUGCCCACCCACGUCGUAUCUAGGUGCUUUGAUGAUCAGCAACCUUGAAAGUAACGAUGUGUUAGUUCUGCGAUUCUGCUGUUCACAACAUACGCAGGGCAGCUCCAUUCGGGAAGAAACAAUUACCGGACCACUAUUGCUGUUACGAACAAUACUUGCGCAGAUGAUAAACCUUCGCAGCACAGAACAGCACAGACUACUUCGGUUUCUCAAAUCAGACGACAUCGAGGCUAUGGAAGAACAUGCUUUCAGGCAAUACCUCGAUUGCUGCGCAAGUCUUCUAGAGGCAUCGCUUCAGUACCAUCAGGGUAUCAUGCUUAUAAUUGACGGCCUCGAAUACUAUGAAACGAAAUGGCCCAAGUGUAGCAAACGGCUAAUUAAGGCUUUUGAAAAACUCACCGAGUCGCUGUCAUCGUCCAAUCGACCAUUGAAGGUUUUGAUAAUGGCUCAGUCGCAUUGCAGCCUUUUUCGCAAAUUUUCGCAUGUGAACGUGAUAGAUUUGCCAGAUGAGCUUGACGAUUAUGCGAGUGAAUUUGAAAGCAUGGAUGCCUUUGACGAAGGUUGAGUGGCACUGAAGCUGAUUCACCCAACCGGCACAUAUGCCAAUGUACCUAGGUAUGUGAAGUGGCCCUUCACAUGAGUCGCAGGACUUC
This is a messenger RNA of Aaosphaeria arxii CBS 175.79, 2117 nucleotides long. RefSeq lists its product as uncharacterized. The record is from RefSeq and is a predicted model, not a curated record. The coding region runs from base 122 to 2029 and encodes 635 amino acids. Lineage: Eukaryota; Fungi; Ascomycota; Dothideomycetes; Pleosporales. The transcript has 5 exons.